Aspergillus pseudotamarii is the source of this 1566-nucleotide messenger RNA. RefSeq names its product Zn(II)2Cys6 transcription factor. Gene Ontology annotation, biological process: positive regulation of transcription by RNA polymerase II. The transcript has 3 exons. Gene Ontology annotation, cellular component: nucleus. NCBI's taxonomy places the organism in Eukaryota, Fungi, Ascomycota, Eurotiomycetes, Eurotiales, Aspergillaceae. Gene Ontology annotation, molecular function: DNA-binding transcription factor activity, RNA polymerase II-specific; transcription cis-regulatory region binding; zinc ion binding. The record is from RefSeq and is a predicted model, not a curated record. Bases 1 to 1566 code for a protein of 521 amino acids.
AUGGUGUCAAAAGAGAGUAGAUGGAGAAGGAGGCCUCUGCUCCGUGUAAAGACAGGGUGUUUGACGUGUCGGGCACGUAAAAAGAAAUGCGACGAAGGGAAACCCGAUUGCUGUGGCUGUAUUCGCAAUAAGCUCCGCUGUCGGUGGCAGUCGGCGGACAUGGAAGAAAGCCGCAAGGCAUCUGGAUCAUCAGCGGCAACACAGCAUGUUGCAGAUGGUCUGUCUGACGAUACUACACCGGCUACACCUAAAAUGAGGACUGGGGAAGAUGCACCUACAAGGUCUGGAGGCAGUUCUCGACCGCCGUCGACGGUGACUGCCCGGAGCUCGCCUGAAAUCCAAGAGACAGCUGUAAGGCCUUCAACGCCUUCGCUAGCCGCCCAAUUGCAUGAACCAUUGCUGUCGCGACCGACAUUCAUGCCCCAACUUGAUCCUGCCCGCUUCGAGCUUUUUGGAUACUAUAUUCAAACGACAGCAAACAGCAUGGCUAAUGGAGCCAGUAUAUCUAAUCCAUUCAUCGUCCAACUUGUACCACUAGCCUUGUAUAGCGAUCUUAUUUUGGAAUCAAUCCUAUGCCAGAGCUCUGCUCACCGAGCAAUAAGAGGCUCGGAUUCGCCUCAUACUGAGGCUAUAAGGCUUUAUAACAAAUCUUUGAGAUCAUUGCGAAUGGCAAUUAACAAUGUCGUUGCCCCAACACAAGUGGAUCUAUUGUCACUCACAGUCAGUGUGUUGAUUAUGUGUUUUACAGAGACCGCCCGUGGGGACACGAAUGGAACUGUGUUCGACCAUCUCCUAGCCGCCAGGUCUCUUGUGCCGCGCGUUCUCACUCGGCGCGACAUAGCUAUACCCAACGAGCUGAGGAACUUUCUGCUGGAAUACUAUGUAUACACAGCCACCACCAGCCUCAUAUCUAUUGAUGCACAAUUUACUCCACAGUUUCUAUUAUGCGCCGAAUUGCUGCAAGAGGGGCAGGCAUUAGCUACGUCGGGAUAUCUCGGCAGUCUGUGUGGGUGUUGGUUGGGACUGCUCCUGUUUGUACCGCGCAUAUUUGAUUUGCGUCGGACGUGGUUAGGACGCGGUAGAAACAACGUUGUAGCUGAUCAAGUAACGACAUAUGCAACCAUCCACUCGGAGAUUACACAGUGGGAGCCACACCAGUCCGCACGAUAUGAAGUGGCCCUUGCUGGUCAUAUAUAUCAACAGGCUACACUUCUGUAUCUCUAUACCAUAUUGGACACAGCCGGUCACGAUGCACAAGGCAUACAUGCUACUACAAUCCAGGGGGCGGUUACUAAAGCAAUGUUAUAUCUAGAUCAACUUCCGCCUACUAGGCAAAUAAACACGAGCCUCUGUUGGCCAAUCGCGGUCGUGGGUUCUUGCGUGACGUGUCGGCAACAGCAGGAUAAAAUUCGGAUUCGACUGAAUACUAUGUCGGACACGAUCGGACUGGGAAAUAUUGUAAGAACCCGUGAUAUCCUGGAGCAUAUGUGGUCGGGGGCCGAGACUGGGCCGUGGGAGCUAUCGAAGGCGAUGCAAACAGCAGAAAUCUGGAUCUCAUUCGCAUAA